AUGACGACGGAAGUGGUGAGCGUCUUCGGCAACCUACUACCAGGGCUAGCGACGAACAUGAGAGAAACCUCGAAGCAGCCGAGAGAAAUGGACCGGGAGACCGAGAACGCACCGAACAAGCGACCCAAAGCGGCCCGGCGAGGACAGCGGGGAGGCCGGCGACAAAUUGCAGACGAGAACCUGAACUCGGUGGUGACGCUCCUGGCAAAUCUGUCGCUGCAGCAGGAGGACGCCCUGAACCGUCUACGCCUGGACACAUCCUUCACUUUCCACCUCCAGCAACAAGGCCCAGGAACCAUAUUGCUGCCGCUUUUCAAGGCGGGGCAGGAAUGGCAACAAAAACAGAAGAAAGGAGAGAACGUCCCCCCGAUGAGAAUCGUUGCGCUGGGCCUCCUGCUGAAAGAGGUCGUGGCAAGAGUACAACUGAUGGUGGGAGAUCCCACGGCCGUGGAGAAUGCGAUGAAGCAUCAGUGGCUAGACCAGCAGAAGCGCUUCGUGUAUCAGGAGUGGAACUCGGCCACCAAAAAGGUGGAGCCGUCGGCGACGGCCAAGAGCCUGAAGGUGGAAGAGGCGACGGAGCUCAUCAACCAGGUCGCCGAGCUGUGUCUUCCGGAUCUGGUCACCAGGUUCUGCGCCCAAAGGCGUCCCAAGCAAGAGCCCCAGGAAGGCGACAAAGCAGUGUUCCUCAUCGAAGUAGCCAUGAGAGACCCGAGAGCAGACAUCCUGCAUCAGAAACUGCGACAGUUGGCCAACUGCGCGGUUUGGAAUGUGGUGGGGGCGCAACUGCAGCCGCCAAACCAGCAACGCCACGGACUGGCAAUGGCACUGCAAAAGGAAGCGUACGGCCACCUGCUGGUGCCGGGGAGCCGCAUACCCGAUGCUUGGCAGAAGGCACUUGCCAAAACGCACUGGGAUGCAGCCAUGUUUCUCCGCAUGUACAUGCUAGGCUGGGCGCAGCCCAACAGACAGCAUGAUGUGAGUGAAUUCAUACAGUUCAUCAUCCCUAAGCUUGCUUGGACUGAUAGCCUCGUUCACUGGGAGGCGAGAGUUGCGGUUGAGGAGGGAUGCACAACUGAAAUCAGGGAGCCCGCUGCGCCAUUGCUGCUUCUGGCAGCACCUGGAGGUAUCCAAGACGGGGAGCUGGACACCCUCAUCCUUAGCUGGCACCUGCAGGCCCAACCGCAUGCGCUCUGCACAGCUCCGACUCACAUUUUCCUUGUUCUACCUAGAUAUACCACGACCAAUGGUGUCACGAGGAAGACCCGUGUGCCUCUUACAUUCAACAAUCGCUGUGUCCACCUGCCGAUCUUCCGAAGUGAAAGCAGCAUAGCGUGUGAUUGGCUUGCCUAUGACCUCAUUUCUAUCAUUGUGCAUCUGGGUGAAUCAGUUCUCACAGGACACUACAGAACCGUUGGCUUGAUACCGGGCAGGACAGAAGCCUGGUACAUGGACGACGGUGUCGCAUCGGAAAGGCUUGAAACCUUAAGUCCCGAAAUCCAGUCCAACUGUUAUGUGCUUGGCUGCAUCCGCAGGCCCCCUGCUGGGGAAAGCGGAUCGGCCUGA
Molecule: messenger RNA, 1563 nt
Organism: Symbiodinium natans
Lineage: Eukaryota; Dinophyceae; Suessiales; Symbiodiniaceae
Source: the annotation of a GenBank genome assembly